CAAUCUUAUCGUCGUCCACGAGCGGCUCCUGCCUCUCAAGCGCUGUGUCUGUUUGCCUUCCUGCCUGCUCCGACUCUGCACGAUGGCCAUGGCCGCGCGUUGCUUCUCCUACACCUCCCCUAAACCCUGCUUCUCAUUCACCCCGCGGUGCUCGUCCUCCGCAUCAGGGGGAAAGGGAAGUGGGAAGCGGAAGGCGGUGAGGGAGGACUGGAGGGAGAAAUCCAAGCCCAUCACUCCCGGAGGCGUCUACCCGGCCAAGGACCAGUGUAGUCGCUGCGGCCUCUGCGACACGUACUACAUCGCCCAUGUCAAAGACGCCUGCGCCUUCCUCGGGGACGGCAUGUCCCGUGUCGAGGAUUUGGAACCGAUAGUCCAUGGGAGGGGCAGGAAGGACAGCAUGGACGAAAUGUACUUCGGGGUGCAUGACCAGCUCCUGUAUGCCAGGAAGACAGAACCUGUUCCAGGAGCUCAAUGGACAGGAAUAGUCACAACAAUCGCGGUCGAGAUGCUAAAAGCAGAUAUGGUUGAUGCAGUGGUUUGUGUACAAAGUGAUCCAGACGAUAGGUUUGCUCCGAGGCCUGUUUUAGCCAGGACUCCAGAAGAAGUGAUUGCAGCCAAAGGGGUCAAGCCAACAUUAUCACCAAAUUUGGAUACACUCGCCUUAGUAGAGGCAGCUGGUGUAAAGCGUCUUCUUUUUUGUGGCGUCGGUUGCCAAGUGCAAGCUUUGAGAUCUAUAGAGAAGUACCUUGGCUUGGACAAGCUUUAUGUGCUUGGCACAAACUGUGUGGACAAUGGUACUCGUGAAGGACUUGAUAAAUUUUUGAAGGCUGCCAGUACUGAACCAGAAACUGUUCUACAUUACGAAUUUAUGCAGGACUACAAGGUUCACUUAAAGCAUCUGGACGGGCAUAUAGAAGAGGUCCCAUAUUUUUGCCUGCCAGCAAACGACCUGGUUGAUGUUAUUGCACCAUCAUGCUACAGCUGCUUUGACUACACAAAUGGCUUGGCGGACUUGGUGGUGGGCUAUAUGGGAGUACCUAAAUAUGCCGGGGUUUCCAUGACUCAACAUCCUCAGUAUAUCACGGUUAGGAAUGACCGUGGAAGGGAGAUGCUCAGCCUGGUAGAGGGCCUUUUGGAAAGCACACCGACAGUUAGCAGUGGAGCUAGACAACCGUUUGUGAUGGAGACAGUGAAAGCUGAUGAUGCAGCGAAAAUGGGGAAAGGCCCUGCGGACCCAGCUCCAAGAUUUGUGGGCAACAUCAUUGCCUUCCUGCUAAACCUGAUUGGACCCAAGGGGCUGGAAUUUGGUCGCUACUCCCUUGAUUACCACACUAUAAGGAACUACCUGUAUGUGAAGCGAGCAUGGGGAAGCGCAAGAGCGGAGCAACACAUGCCAUCCUACGCCAAGAAGAUUGUGGAUGCGUACAACAAGGACGGGCGCAUCGACUCGAUGCUUAAAGAAACAAAACAAAUAGUCAAGUAGGUGUACAUGCUAAGAAACAAAAACAGAUACGGGAUUAUAGCGAGCUAGCUAGGUACUGUAGAUUGUUGUAUAUCGGGCUUCACAUGCAUUACUGGUGAGUGAAAUUAAUAGGUGUGAUUCUACCAUCACUAUCUUGAUUUGGUUGACA
Molecule: messenger RNA, 1631 nt
Organism: Lolium perenne
Lineage: Eukaryota; Viridiplantae; Streptophyta; Magnoliopsida; Poales; Poaceae
Product: 7-hydroxymethyl chlorophyll a reductase, chloroplastic
Biological process (GO): chlorophyll cycle
Cellular component (GO): chloroplast
Molecular function (GO): 7-hydroxymethyl chlorophyll a reductase activity
Source: RefSeq, a predicted model, not a curated record